Centruroides sculpturatus (bark scorpion) is the source of this 878-nucleotide messenger RNA. RefSeq lists its product as uncharacterized. The transcript has 3 exons. Lineage: Eukaryota; Metazoa; Arthropoda; Arachnida; Scorpiones; Buthidae. The record is from RefSeq and is a predicted model, not a curated record. Bases 173 to 805 code for a protein of 210 amino acids.
AAUUUAUUGUCUUGGAUUUAUCAAUUAGUAUCGUAAAAAACUGAACAUCUGUUAACAAUUGAUAUAUUUCUAAUGGUUUUAUCUGAAUCCUUCUAACAGUGAUAAAAUGAUAAGAAAAUAAAAUGAAAGAAUUAUCGAAAAAAUAUCACUUUACAUCCGUUGUCUUGUAAAGAUGCUGUUGUGGAGUAUCUUUUUAUCUUUCAUCACCUUGGUAUGGAGCCAUGGAAGGCUUCUGGAACCACCGAGUAGAUCUAGCAUGUGGAGAUUCGGUUUUAAAAAUCCCGUUAAUUACGACGAUGAUUCUCUUUAUUGCGGUGGAAUCUCGGUUCAUUGGAAUAAAAAUGGUGGAAAAUGCGGGAUAUGCGGUGAUCCGUGGAAUCAACCAGAACCUAGAGACAACGAAGACGGAGGAAUUUACGGUAAUAAGAUCAUCGCUAGAACUUACAAAUCUGGACAGGAGAUAGAUACCAAUGUUUAUUUAACUGCCACGCAUCAGGGAUAUUUCGAAUUUAGAAUCUGUCCCCUGAAGACACCCGAUCAAAAGGCGGAUCAGGAGUGUUUAGAUCAAUAUCUUUUAGAGAGAGCCGAUGGUAAAGGAACGAAAUUCCCUAUUCCUCCAGGUGCAAAACCCGAUAAUUAUCCUGUUAAGUUGAAGUUACCCCAAGGACUUACUUGCGAUAGAUGUGUCUUCCAGUGGCACUAUCGUACAGGUAACAGCUGGGGCAUUUGUGAAAAUGGUAAGGGAGCACUGGGUUGUGGUCCUCAGGAAUAUUUCCGUGGAUGCGCCGAUAUCGCCAUUAAAUAAAAGAAAAUUCUUGUAAUUUCUACAUGAUAUUCAGAACUUUUUUUUUCUUUCUUUAAAUUAUCAAUAAAUGCAU